Molecule: messenger RNA, 2350 nt
Organism: Culex pipiens pallens (northern house mosquito)
Lineage: Eukaryota; Metazoa; Arthropoda; Insecta; Diptera; Culicidae
Exons: 1
Coding region: 301-1533 (410 amino acids)
Biological process (GO): detection of chemical stimulus involved in sensory perception of smell; sensory perception of smell
Cellular component (GO): plasma membrane
Molecular function (GO): olfactory receptor activity; odorant binding
Source: RefSeq, a predicted model, not a curated record
GGAAUCUUAAAUCUUCCGUUCCGGCUGUACGGUUUGACGCAAAACGUGCAGGGUUGUCGAGUCCUUGAAGACCUUUCCAUGACUUGGCAAAACAAACUUUUCAAGGUUUUCAAAGUUCCGGAAAGCGGUUAAUUACUGGGUCCGUGGGAACGUGCCAGCUGGAUUUCGCUUGUUCUAGAACAUUCCCCUAAACCUAUGAUUAAACUUUUAAUUAGCAACCUCAACUAACCACAACAAGCGAUACUAUCUUCACCCAAGGAGGUUUCAACCCAUCAGUUCCUUCGAACUACCCGAUCCAGCAUGGUCAACUACCUAACCCGGCUCCGAUCGGCCUACGCCCGCUUCGUUGACAUCCGCAACGCCAACGACAUCUUCAGCCACUACGUCUGGGUCCACGGCAACACGUCCGGAAUCGGACUCCACUCCCCUGGUCAACGCUGGAAGCAAACCCUCUUCCGGAGUAUUUCGUUCGUGUUUGCGCUGCAGCAGUUGGUCCUGGUUCGGGAUGUGGUGAACGCCAUGAGCGGCACCGACGAUCUGACGAUCCGGAUCGGCAUGUGCCUGAUCUACAGUACGCUUUCGAUGCUGCAGCUGGUUUGCAUGGACCUCCGGUAUGACCUGUUCCUUCGCGUGAAGGACUACUUCAACGGAAGACGUGAUCGUUGCUGUGGAGGACGGGACGCGGAUCAAACCAGAGCGGAGUUCUUCAGACAAUCCCGUCGGAACCUGCUGGUGGCGGAGAUUCCCGUGACCAUCAUGUCGCUGAUUUGGGCCUUCUUCGCGCGGGAAGAGUACUUCCAUCUGGUUCUGAACGUUUCCGAAGAACACCAGUGGAUCGUCGACGCCAUUGAUCAGUUUUACGGACUCCCGCUGGUGUACUGGAACAACUCGUCCUGGAUCAUCUCCCUGAGCAUGCUGUCCAUGCUACGAAACGCCGUUCACGAGCUGAGCUUGAUCGCUGAAUCGUUCGCCACGGUCUUCGCCCGAGCUUCACAAAAAGUCCAACACAUCGCCGAUCCGACCGCCAAGGAAACCCAAUUCUGGACCACCUUCGACCAACUCUUCCGCGAGUCCUUCCAAGACUACGAAGAGUUCCUCGCCAUGAUCGUCACGCUGCGCAAGCUCAUGUCGCUCUUCUUUCUGCUCAAAGUCCUAACCGUGGAAAGCCUCCUAGCGGUGACCUGCUUCACGACCUUCAACAUUACGUUCCAGGUGUUUACGGCGCUAGCGUACGCGAUCGUCUUCACCAUCGAGUGUUUCCUCCUGUGCAAACUGGUCGAGCAGCUCAACGAUCAGAAGGAGUCGAUCGGCGAGAACCUGUACCACUGGCAGUGGCCGGACUGGUUGCGGCACACGCCGGAACGGGCCGCCCGGAUGCGCCAGAUGAAGAUCACCACGAUGAUCACCGCGGAGCACUGUCAAAAGACGUUCCGGUUCAGGUGCGGGGACAUGCUGGACGUUUCGAUGGAGAUGUUCCAGAUGGUGCUGAACACGUGUUACACGCUGCUGACGUUCCUGCAGGCUACGAACUAGGGUGGAGCAAAAAGUUGAUUGAAAUUUUGAAAAUACUUUUUGAAACUUAGUAGAUGUUCCUUGUUAAAUUGCACGUUCAAAUAAAGUUGUAGAUUGCACUGCGUUACUCAAAGAUUUGUUGAAUAAACAUUGAAAUUCAGUCAAAAUCAAGGUCUUCUCUCAUUCAGCAGGACCGAAGGCAAGCCACUUUAAUUCGACAUCGUUUAUAUUUUAUUAUUUUUUACUUUUUCUCUAGCGAUUCACAUCUUCAGGCAAGUAUUUGAAAAACCUUUUCGAUAUGUCAAAUUGUUGGACUAUCUGGCAAGGGACUCUCGAUAAAUCACGUGGACACUUUUUUUUAAAUCUCAGACAUUUCAUGAUUUGCCAGAAACGUUUUUCCAUACAAGUCUUCAUACAAUUUUGGAAGCUGGUCACCGUCACCAGGAGUGACAUUGGGUCUGGGGUGAGAUUGGGUCAUACAAAAAUGCUGAAAUGUGUAUGACCCAAUCUCACUCCUCCUGAUGACAGUAUGUAAAUGUAUGAAAUUCUGUAUCGUGAGAAGGGAUUUUCUGAUCGAUUUGGAGUCUUCGGGAAAGUUGUAGGGUAUCAGCAAUUCUUUGCGAAAUAGGUCCUUUUUUAUAAUUUUAAUUUUUAUAUUUUUCAAUCUGGCUGAAAUUUUUUUGGUGCCUUCGGUAUGCCCAAAGAAGCCAUUCGGCAUCAUGAGUUUGUUCAUAUAAUUUUCCAUACAAAUUUGCCAGCUGUCCGUACAAAAAUGAUGUAUGAAAAUUCAAAAAUCAGUAUCUUUUGAAGGUAUUUUUUGAUCGAUUUGGUGACUUCG